AUGUAUGAAUGGGGAAAACUGAUAGUUGAAAAAAGAUUCGGAGAUAAGCCGAAGAUAAAGCCGAGUGUUAAAAGAUGUUCGAUUACAGAGUAUGGCGGAAUCAAUCGAUUGUCUGAAGAACUGAGCCUCAAGGGCAGUGUAACAUCUGGGGGCAAGCCUGCAAAUGCCAUAGAAGAGCCAGAACAGAAAGGCCAAGCAGAAAUUAUGGUUGAUUAUCUGAAAGGGCUUCUUGACUUCUCACUAAGCAUUCCUCCUCGAGUGCCUUACGACUCGGUUGAUAAAAGCACGUAUGCUGAAGUCGAAGAAAGGAUUUUUGAGGAAUGGCGGAGACGCCAGAAAAGCGAUAUUUUCGAACGAAACAUAGAAAUAUGGCGGCAGUUCUGGAUUACAUGCGAAAGAAGCGAUACAAUAGUUCAGAUAGUCGAUGCAAGAAACCCAGAGUUCUUUAUCAACAACGAUGUGCGCAAAAUGUAUCCUACAAAAAGGCAUGUCCUUAUGAUCAAUAAGGACGAUUUGUCAUCUACAAAAAAACAAAUAGAAGGAUACGAAUGCUUAUACUAUUCAGCAUUGGAUAUUAAGGCAGUGCCUAAGAUUGUUCUUGGUAUUGAUGGAAGCACGAUUGGAUUCAUAGGCUAUCCAAAUGUUGGGAAAAGCAGUACGAUCAACCUGAUAAUGAACCAGAAGAGAGUAAAAGUAAGCCAGACGCCAGGAAAGACCAAGGCGAUUCAGACCAUUCCCCUUGGUUACAAAAAGCGCCUACUUGACUGUCCAGGACUGGUUUUCCCAAGGCACAGCAAGAUAGAUCUGAUGCUCCACGGAAUACUAAAUGUUGACCAGCUGCUUGAUCUGAACAAACAUCUUGAAUAUAUUAUUGAUUUCGUUGGCAUCAACAAACUGUGUAGAUUUUAUUCACUCAAAGGAUUUUACAACGAUUCACGAUACAGCAAGGGAGUAAAUUAUAUCAAUCUGAUGUCAUCUGUGAAAGGAUGGGAAGUAGGCAAGUGCCUGAAAAUGAUUAUAAAGGACUUUACUUCUGGAAAAAUCCCAUAUGAAAGGGAGAUAGAGAAUCUUGAAUUGGGCUUUGAUUGGUACGUGAAGGAAUGA
Messenger RNA from Ordospora colligata OC4, 1104 nucleotides. RefSeq names its product GTP-binding protein. Bases 1 to 1104 code for a protein of 367 amino acids. The transcript has a single exon. The record is from RefSeq and is a predicted model, not a curated record. NCBI's taxonomy places the organism in Eukaryota, Fungi, Microsporidia, Ordosporidae. Gene Ontology annotation, molecular function: GTPase activity; GTP binding.